This is a messenger RNA of Meloidogyne enterolobii, 296 nucleotides long. The record is from the annotation of a GenBank genome assembly. NCBI's taxonomy places the organism in Eukaryota, Metazoa, Nematoda, Chromadorea, Rhabditida, Meloidogynidae.
UUGAAAUGUCUCCUUCCUUUAAAAAAUUUUUUUUCUUAUUUUUCACCUCAAUUUUUUUUGUUAUUUCUUUUACCGCUUAUGUAUAUUUGUCGCGCAUUUUGCUACAUGUUUUAUUAUUAUGUUUCUUUUUUUUAUAUUUUUUUUAUUAUUUAAAUUUUGCUGUUAACAAACAAGUACAUCAACCCGUAUCUUUUCUUUUUUUGUCGGUAUAUUUUUUUUUGUUGUACUUUUUUUCUAAUUACUUACCUAAUCGCCACAGGUGUUUAAUAAAUAAUAUAAACAAGAAAAAAAAUUAA